Molecule: messenger RNA, 3834 nt
Organism: Prionailurus viverrinus (fishing cat)
Lineage: Eukaryota; Metazoa; Chordata; Mammalia; Carnivora; Felidae
Gene: ESRP1
Product: epithelial splicing regulatory protein 1
Exons: 16
Coding region: 1224-3269 (681 amino acids)
Biological process (GO): regulation of RNA splicing
Cellular component (GO): ribonucleoprotein complex; nucleoplasm
Molecular function (GO): mRNA binding
Source: RefSeq, a predicted model, not a curated record
GCCAUGGAGAAGGUUCUAGUCUCAAGCUAGCAGCCAGAACCAAACAAGACGUGGCAAUUAAGAAGUAGAAGAGAGACAAGGAAGUGGGGUCCAUUGUGCCUAAAUUUCUUCGCGGGGACUCCCUGCUCCGUAGCGCGCAACCUCUGCGCCUUUGGGCGAAACUUGGUGGCUGGGCGUGUUGCCCCGGGCGUCUGGCUGUGUCUCCAGAAGGUGGGUAGCGUCCCGGGGUUUGGAGGAGCUCAGGCCUGGGCUCUGGCCGGGAAAGAGGGAGGGCCCACAAGGUUUCACCUACUGUUUGCACUUAAAGGUGUGUUGGGCUCAGGAGCGGCUUUCCCGGUGCUUGGCAAUUGCCCCUGCCGCUUCCCGGCUAUGGUUGGCCGGUGCCUCCCUCCGCGGUUCGCCCUCUUGGGGCGCCGCGCCCUGAGCAGCUCCGCACCCCAGGCUUCACCUCUGGCCUCUUUUCUCCUUCCUGCGCCAGGCCUUCUCCCUUGACCCUUUAGAACCCCCGGCUUAGUUCCCCCACAGUCGACAUUUUUCCAUGCCCCCCAUCCCUCUCGAUUACCUCCAAAGGGGUGACCCCCACAAGCGACUCCGGCCCUCCCCUCCGCGCCCUUCACCCCUCACCCUUUUCCCGUCUGGCCUCGGCUACCCUUCGGGUGGCAACCGCCUCUUCCCCGCCCCUCACGUCUCCCCCUCCUUCCUUCUCGCCCUCCCGUCUCCAUUCAUCCAGCCAUUGUCUCCCGCCCCCUCCUCCCCUUUCCCCAGGCGGCCUCCACCCCCACCUCUGCCACGUCGUGGUUUGAAGGAGCCAAUGGGCCGGCGCCGCCAGGUGUCUCUUACCUGCACCACGUGGGGGAGGGGGAAGGGGCGGGCAGGUAGAGCCACAUCCCAAAACAGAAAAGCUUUCAGCCAUUGCGCGCUCCACCCGGGGUGCAGCCCAGCUCCUGGCUUUUUGCAUAGACUCACGGGCAAUUGAAUACAAAAAGGGCAGGCCUCCUGCGCCCUCCUUCCCACCCCCUUCCUGCCCAGGGUGUGGAGCACCGACCAGGUGUGGGCUAGGGUGGUUGGUUACCGCCUUUUGCACCGGCGGCGGCGAGGAGGGGGGGGCGGGCGCUCUUUCUUCUUUUUCUCUUGGAAGAGGUUUUAGCACGGGUUUUCUCGUUCUCACUUCCACCCCGCCUCACCGCCUCCCGACCCCCCUCUCCCCCUCCCCACCUAUCGUCAUGACGGCGUCUCCGGAUUACUUGGUGGUGCUUUUUGGGAUCACUGCUGGGGCCACCGGGGCCAAGCUGGGCUCGGAUGAGAAGGAGCUGAUCCUGCUGUUAUGGAAAGUCGUGGAUCUGGCCAACAAGAAGGUGGGACAGUUGCAUGAAGUGCUAGUUAGACCGGAUCAGUUGGAGCUGACGGAGGAUUGUAAAGAAGAAACGAAGAUCGACGCGGAAAGCCUGUCCUCCGCGCCGCAGCUGGACCAAGCCCUUCGACAGUUUAACCAGUCAGUAAGCAAUGAACUGAAUAUUGGGGUUGGAACUUCCUUCUGUCUGUGUACUGACGGGCAGCUUCAUGUCAGGCAAAUCUUGCAUCCUGAGGCUUCCAAGAAGAAUGUAUUAUUGCCUGAAUGCUUCUAUUCCUUUUUUGAUCUUCGAAAAGAAUUCAAGAAGUGUUGCCCUGGUUCACCUGAUAUUGAUAAACUGGAUGUUGCAGCAAUGACAGAGUGUUUAAACUUUGAGAAGAAUAGUUCAGUCUCCCGGUAUGGAGCCUCUCAAGUUGAAGAUAUGGGGAAUAUAAUUUUAGCAAUGAUUUCAGAGCCUUAUAAUCAUAGGUUUUCAGAUCCAGAGAGAGUAAAUUACAAAUUUGAAAGUGGCACUUGCAGCAAGAUGGAACUUAUUGAUGACAACACCAUAGUCCGGGCAAGAGGUUUACCAUGGCAGUCUUCAGAUCAAGACAUUGCAAGAUUCUUCAAAGGACUCAAUAUUGCCAAGGGAGGUGCAGCACUUUGUCUGAAUGCCCAGGGUCGAAGGAACGGAGAAGCUCUGGUUAGGUUUGUAAGUGAGGAACACAGAGACCUAGCAUUACAGAGGCACAAACAUCACAUGGGGACCCGGUACAUUGAGGUUUACAAAGCAACAGGUGAAGAUUUUCUUAAAAUUGCUGGUGGUACGUCCAAUGAGGUAGCCCAAUUUCUCUCCAAAGAAAAUCAAGUCAUUGUCCGCAUGCGGGGGCUCCCUUUCACGGCCACAGCUGAUGAAGUGGUGGCCUUCUUUGGACAGCAUUGCCCCAUCACUGGGGGGAAGGAAGGCAUCCUUUUCGUUACCUACCCAGAUGGUAGGCCAACAGGGGAUGCUUUUGUUCUCUUUGCCUGUGAGGAAUAUGCACAGAAUGCAUUGAGGAAGCAUAAGGACUUGUUGGGUAAAAGAUACAUUGAACUCUUCAGAAGCACAGCAGCUGAAGUCCAGCAGGUGCUGAAUCGAUUCUCUUCGGCCCCUCUUAUUCCACUUCCAACCCCUCCCAUUAUUCCAGUACUACCUCAGCAAUUUGUGCCCCCUACAAAUGUUAGAGACUGUAUACGCCUUCGAGGUCUUCCCUAUGCGGCUACAAUUGAGGACAUCCUGGACUUUCUGGGGGAGUUUUCCACAGAUAUUCGAACUCAUGGGGUUCACAUGGUAUUGAAUCACCAGGGCCGCCCAUCAGGAGAUGCCUUUAUCCAGAUGAAGUCUGCGGACAGAGCAUUUAUGGCUGCACAGAAGUGUCAUAAAAAAACCAUGAAGGACAGAUAUGUUGAAGUCUUUCAGUGUUCAGCUGAGGAGAUGAACUUUGUGUUAAUGGGGGGCACUUUAAAUCGAAAUGGCUUAUCCCCACCGCCAUGUAAGUUACCAUGCCUGUCUCCUCCCUCCUACACAUUUCCAGCUCCUGCAGCGGUUAUUCCUACCGAAGCUGCCAUUUAUCAGCCCUCUGUGCUUUUGAAUCCACGAGCACUACAGCCCUCCACGGCAUACUAUCCGGCGGGCACCCAGCUCUUCAUGAACUACACUGCAUACUACCCCAGCCCCCCAGGUUCGCCCAAUAGUCUUGGCUACUUCCCUACAGCUGCUAAUCUUAGCGGUGUCCCUCCACAGCCUGGCACGGUGGUCAGAAUGCAGGGCCUGGCCUACAAUACUGGAGUUAAGGAAAUUCUUAACUUCUUCCAAGGUUACCAGUACGCAGCCGAUGAUGGACUUGUACACACAAAUGACCAGGCCAGGACUCUACCCAAAGAAUGGGUUUGUAUUUAAGGGCCCCAGCAGUUAGACCAUCCUCAGAAAAGAAGUGUUUGAAAGAUGUAUGGUGAUCCCGAAACUGUCAGAUAUAUCAACUUCUAGCAACUUCAGGGGAAGUUUGUCUACACUCAGGCUGCAGUAUUUUCAGCAUACGUGAUUGGACAGUGGGCCUGUGCCCUAUCUUUUGGUAGAGGAAAAAAUUUGAGCCAAUGAAGCCAAAUCCUUCUAGCAAGCAGCAUGCCUGGCUCCUUGCUGAUUGCAAAUAGGCAUUUAAAAUGUGAAUUGGAAAUUGAGUGACUCUAAUACUUACAGCUAACGUGGCAUCAUAGGUGUUUCCUAAGUUUUAAGUCUUGGACAAAAAAUACUAGUGUCUACCGUCUCCAUCAGGAACUCUGUUGUGGAAGCUUCAUUUGUGUGUUUCCAUUUUUCUAUCUCCAUCUCCCUAUCUUCUGCACGAGUGUGCCCUCUUAACUAAGUAAUUCAAGAAUAAGAUCUUGGAAUACUUGAGUCACAAACUUAAGAAAUAAAACUAUUCUCCCACUAUCUUGGCCAUCAUGGUGUCUUACAGUUAAAAACGAAU